This is a messenger RNA of Musca domestica (house fly), 3843 nucleotides long. Its product is annotated as mucin-12. The transcript is spliced from 3 exons. The record is from RefSeq and is a predicted model, not a curated record. Lineage: Eukaryota; Metazoa; Arthropoda; Insecta; Diptera; Muscidae. The coding region runs from base 415 to 2406 and encodes 663 amino acids.
GUGAUAGAUGAAUGGCUGGCUGGCUGAAGUAAACAAAAAUAUUUUGUAAAUCAGUUUUUGGCGGUACAUCGAACGUAACACAUCGUAAGGCGCGUUGACACAACGGACGGUUGCCUCAGCAGACGGAAAGGAAUACGUUAUCGUAAUUUCGAAUCAAAAAAUAAAUUGUGAAGAAAAAAAGAUUAUGACAAAAUUUAAAAUCAAAAUCUGAAAAAUUAAGAAAAACAAAUGAAAAAAAAAAUUGAAAAUGCAGUGAAAUUUUAAAAGAAACCCAAUACAAGUGUUAGGGAACUUAUUUGAGUUUUUUUUUUGUUUAAAAAAAAUUAAAUUUUUAUUUUGUGUGAAAAAGAAAUAAAACCAAUUUCAUUCAACCUCUAAGCCAAAAAUAGCAGGGAAACAAAUUAAAAAUAGAAAAUGUUUACCACACCAAAAAAGCAAAAACAACAACAACAAAGUAUUUCGAAAAUGGAUGCUAAAGAAAGUAACCCCCAUCAUUUUGGCCUGGCGCUGACAACAAACACCCUUAAUACUUCAACGUCGUCGAUUCCUGCCAGCCCCUGUUCAUCCACCAACAACUCAACAACAAUUUCCAUGGAAAAUAAUUCGCCAAAUUCCAAAUUGAAUGGCUCAUCAACGACAUAUCACUCGGCAGUAACGGAUACGACAACGGCGGCCGUUGUGAUUAAUUCGGCUGGCAGUACGCAAAGCCUUAAUCGCCGCUCGGCAGAAUUUUUAACAACAAUGGCCUCCACAAUAGCCAACACCGAGGAUAUGGCUGUGGAGAACACGGCUCUGUUGGAAACAACCACGACUGCCAUGGAUGAGCAGCGUCACGCCGAACAUGACCCAGAUAUGGUUACAACCGAAAAUCACCAUCAUCAGCAGCACAUGCUGGCUGAUGAAUUUGAGCAAUUCAUCUUGAAUCGCACCACUUCGGAUAGCAACAUUUUGGAGUCGAGCAUUUACAGCGAACUCCAGUUUCCACCCUCCUUGCAUGGCAGCAGUAUAAUGAGCGGUUUGACUGGCCAUGGCAUCGGCAGCGGCGGUUAUGUGAGCAAUAGUGGCGGGCCCAUUACUGCCUCAUCCCCCGCCCAGGUGGCUGGACCACAAACACCUGCUUCGGCCACCAGUGGCCGGACCACAAAACGUACCAAACGUAAACAUAAAACCAAAUCGAAGUGUACCGCCACAGCAGCCUCGCUGGCUGCAGCGGCUGCUGCCAGCCAAAGAGCCUCGCCAACGGGUCAUUAUCCACCGCGUUACACUGCCAUUUUCAUGGAUCCGCAUCAUCAGUAUGGCAAUGUUACCACAACGAGUGCAAUGGGGGCGUCAACACAUCACGGUGGCAACGCUGCCAAUGCAUUGGGACAAAUUGCAAGUGCGGCAGCGUCAUCGCCAUUCUUGAAUGGAUCUAUGGCAGUGGCCGGUGAGGCGGCCUAUAUGCAACAGUUUCAAUAUUUCCAACAGCGGCCAAUGGUCACGACCAUGGCUCCCAUGGCCGGGAGUGGUCACCGCAGGCAUCAUAGAUCCCUAUUCGAGGCCACCACCACAACGACCAGCGCUGCCGCCAUGGGCAUUGACAACCCUCUGAGUGGUCUGUCCGGCGCCUCUUCACCCUCAGUACCUGGAGCUACACUAACGGCGCCACCACUACGUUUAAGUUUUCGCAAAUGGUUUUCUCGACCCUCGUUGCCAUUUGUUAUUGGCAUUUUGGCUCUGGGCGGAGUGGCCUGUACUCUGGGUGGCAUUGUUUUGGGUUCCACAGGUCUCAUUGAACACUCGACACAGUAUCUAAGUGCUGCUCUGCUCAUGAUUGGCAUUGGUGUGUCGCUGCUGGUUAUAUCCGGAGCAAUUUGGCGCCUCAGUCUACCCGAUGAUGUGGACGAAUGUCCCUGCUAUCGUCACAUGGAAAUGUGUCGCAAUUGUAACAGUCCCUAUUGUAAUAGUCGCAUUAUGGCCGCCGGAGGAUAUUUGUAUCCGGAAUUCCAACAUCGGCCACCACCACCAUCGUAUUUGACCUCGCUGAAUGAAUGUGCCGGUAUGAGUUUACUGUUUCAUCCCACGGCUUCGGCUCAACAGGCGGCCCAUUACAGUACGAUUCGGGUGAAUACACCACCACCACUGUAUCGUUCAACAAAUUCUCUGAGUGUUUUUGGCUCCAAUGCCAUAAUGCCGCCACCCACGAACAAUGGGGCCGCACCUCAAACCUCAACUUUAGUUCCUACAUACAGCCAGAAUACCAGCAGCUCUGUUGGCAUUGUGCCGGAUCACACUGCCAUAACAAUGAGCAAUGUCAUGGAGAAUCUAUCAGCUCAGCAGCAGCAGCAGCAUCAUCAUCACCACCAACAUCCCCACCAUCAGACACAGCCAUUAAUUAAGGAAUUCAAUUAUUUGGAGCUGGAUUAAUUUUGAAGCCCAUCCCCCCUCAACUCUCUGGAAUUUCCCCACGAGCAACAAACAAACCAACCAACCAACCAAUACAUUGACUGAUGUUUUAUUAUGUCUUAAGAAAAAAAAACAAAGGAACAAAAUUAUUUAUUUUUAAUGCUGAAAAAAUAAUUCAAAUUUGUAUUGAAAGAAAUAUUUGAAUAUCAUUUGAAAAAAAAAGGAAAAAAUCUAUGUUUUGAUUUUGAAUACAAAAAAUCAGAACCUAAAUAUUUUUAAAAUAAAAUUGUACAAAUUAAAUUAUGUUUAGAUUAAAAACAAAAAUUUUAUAAAAAAAAGUGGAACCCAGAAAUUUUAUAAGAAAUGUGACCCAUCAAAAUUUACAAUAUCAACACAAACUAACCUCAAAUUUUUGUACGAUCAGGCAGAGCAACAAUUUCAAGAGAGUUAACUCUGCUCUCAUUUGUUUACAAAAAAAAAGGAAUCUCAUUAAUAACAUUAUACAAAAGAUAUAGAGAAUACAUUUUUCAAAAGUGACCAAGGCAGGAAUGUAAGAACCUCUAAGGGAACUACAAAUGUGAGGUUAUGUCAAAGAGGGUUUUAUUUUUGAAUUUCAGGAAUUAAAAAAAAAAAAUGCUCAUUCUCCUAUUUAUAUUAAGAUCAUAAAAAUUUCCAUCCAGAAUUUUAAAACGUUCUCUUUUUUUGAGGAAAUUUGGACAAAAACAUCUUUUUUUAAAUACCUAACCUCAAUUUUUGAAAUAACAAAAAAUCAUUUUUUUGCUAAAAUCCCAAUGAAAACAGUGUCUGCAUUAAAGGAAAGGUGUCACUUUUGAAAAAUUAUUAUAUAUUUCCAAUAUCAAUAUCCUGAAACCUCGACAUAAUCUUACACAUUCUAUAUAUAUUUGUUUUUUUUUUGAAUAUAUAUAUAAAUGUAUUUUUUAAAUGUUAUAGGAAAAAACACAUAAUAUCAUGUUUUGUUAUGUUUUCAUUUAUAGAAAUAUUAUUUUCAUUUAUUUACGCAAAAAAAAAAAGAAAAAUCAAGAAAACCCACAAACCCGGAAAUAAAAUAAUAUAUAAAACAAAUAUAUAUUAUAAAUUAUAGAUUGUAUAUAGAAAAAUAUUUUUUUUAAUGAAAACCGAAUAUAUUUUAUCCCCCUGCGGAAUUAAUAUAUGAUUUUUGAAAACAGAAAAUUCCUAGGUUAUUUGUUUUAGUUUAAUUUUUUUUAUAUAAAUAUAAACAAUUUUCCAAAUGUUAUGUUUAAUUAUAAUAGUAAUGACCAACGACAAUUUCCGUAAUGCCAAAUUAAUUUUAAAAUUACAAAUUUCUUUUAGUUUCCAUUUUCAUUGUCUUCUUUACAAAAAAAAAUACACAUAUAUAGAAAAAAACUGGAAAAAAUUUAAUAAAAAAAUACAAAAACAAGCAAAACAAAUUUUGAUGUGAAACAAAAAUAAAAUAAA